Messenger RNA from Pteronotus mesoamericanus, 1780 nucleotides. It is a transcript of the gene RSL1D1, whose product is annotated as ribosomal L1 domain containing 1. The transcript is spliced from 9 exons. Bases 56 to 1537 code for a protein of 493 amino acids. The record is from RefSeq and is a predicted model, not a curated record. Lineage: Eukaryota; Metazoa; Chordata; Mammalia; Chiroptera; Mormoopidae.
GCACGGAGAGCCAGCUCUGGGUUCUGCACGCGAGUCUGCACGAGGUGAGGGAGAGAUGGAGGACUCUGCCUCAACUCCUGCCUCAACCUCAGCUACAACCUCAACCGCAACGUCAGCUUCGACCUCAGCGACUCCAGCCGCACUGGAACAGCUGGAUAAAGGGCAGAUCAGAAAGGCAGUGGAAGCUCUGUUGGCACGUUCCAGGUCCAGAAAAAACGCGAAUGGAUUGCUUUUGAACGAGAAUGAAAAUUUCUUUCUAAUGGUGAUAUUAUGGAAAAUUCCAAGUAAAGAACUAAGGGUCAGAUUGUCCUUGCCUCAUGGUAUUCGAUCAGAUUUAGCAGAUGUCUGUUUAUUUACUAAGGAUGAACCCAAUGAAAAGACAGAACAUUUUUAUAAGAAGCUUUUAAACAACCAUGGAAUUAAAACCAUUUCUCAGAUUAUCCCCUUCCGCACUUUAAAAAGGGAGUAUAAAGCCUAUGAGGCCAAGCUCCGCCUCCUGGGGAGUUUCGACCUCUUCCUUACUGAUGCAAGAAUCAGACGGCUCUUACCCUCACACCUUGGGAGACAUUUCUAUAAGAGAAAGAAAGUUCCAGUACCUGUAAACCUUAAAGCCAAGAAUCUUUCCAAAGAGAUCAACGCAUCGAUAGGUGGAACUGUCUUAAACAUCUCUAAAAGUGGUUCUUGCAGCACCAUACGCAUCGGUCACACUGGAAUGCAGGCUCAGCACAUCACUGAAAAUAUUGUUGCUGUCACGAAAAUGCUUUCACAGAAAUUGCCAGAGAAGUGGGAGAGUGUGAAACUCUUGUAUGUGAAAACUGAGAGAUCAGUUGCCCUGCCCAUCUUUUCUUCAUUUGUCAGUAGUCGUGAUGAAGCCAAAGAAGUGUGCACUCCUAGUCAGAAGAAAAAAGAAGAAAAGAAAAUACAAAGGCGAAAAGAAUAUAAUGAAAAACAAAAGGAGAAGAAAAGAAACAAAAGUCUUAUGAAACAGGCUGGAAAGGCUACACCAGCCCUAACUGCAGAGGAGGCGGCCCCUAAAACUAGUGGUGAUCCAGUGAAGGACCCUGGACCCCAGAAAAAAGGGACGCCCAAGCCUGGGAAGAAAGCGCCAUGCAGAGUAAAAGCCCAAAAUAAAGUGCAAGACGAGUCUGAAGAAGAAAUUCCACUACUCGUUCCAAUAGGAGAAACUCCCCCCAAAGACGAUGUAGAAAUACAAAAACAUGCCACAGGAAAGAAGUCUCCAAAAAAGAGUCCUGGUCCCAACACACCUCGUGGGAAGAAGAGAAGAAAGUCCAUUCCAGCUUUGGAGACCCCAAAAGCAGCAGAGCCCAAGAGUCCAGGUAGAAGCCCAGGGAAGAAGCCAAGAAUCAAAGAAGAGGUGGAGAAAGAGAGAAACUCUCAAUUGGGGAAAAAAGACCCAAGACAGACGCCCAAAAAGCCAGAGGCCAAGUUCUUCACUACAGCUAAUAAAUCUGCAAGGAAAGCUCCCCGCACCCCCAAACAAUGGCCCAAAAAAUCCAAAGUGCUCCAGUCGACCUAAAUGACUGAACCAGGAGGAAACGUCAGAGCUGCCUGGAAAGCUUUUGAAAAAUACCCAGAUCCUAUUACAAUUUUCCCCAAUAGCGAGGGCUCAACCUAAACGUGUUUAAAUCCCCAUGAGUGAUCCUGUUGUACGUUUGUAGGUGUAAGAACAGUAUUUUGAAUCCAUGUUUUAAAUUGCUCUUCCGUGUAUUUGCCAAUAUAGUAGAAAAUACAGUGCUUUUAUUAAAGUGUAACGUUUGCU